AGGUUCGUAUAUAGUAGUCUUUCCUAGCCUGAGCUUCUCAAGAUGUGUUUGAUUAUUAUUUACACUUCAGUCGCUUGAAGACAUGCAGACUUCAACUCCCAGAAUUCCCCAGCCAACAAUGCAGGAAUGCAGCCAGCAUCCUAGGAAUGCAGGGAAUAGUAGUUUGCUAUACCUGAAGAGUAUCAGAUUGGCAAAAGUUAGAGGGCUGCCUGUUGUCUUCCUGACAAAAAAAAUAAAGCAAUAACCCAAAUUCAAAUUUUCACCAUCUCUUGAUUAUUCCUUAUCACAAUUUUCUUGUCUUCUCUUUAUUCUGAACUAGUUCAGAUGAAUUAUGCAUGACUGGAAGUUUAUAGUGUUAGCCAGUGUCUAUACAUAUUAGUUUGGAAGUCAGAUCACUGGGACAUUUGGGAAGGGGAUAGUCUAUUUAACCACACAUCUCUAGGCUGCCAUGAGUACACAAAUAUCUCUGUUCCCAGACCUGUUUCUGAGACACAACAUUUCUCACCAGCUUUAUCAGAAUAUAUUUAAAGUUUAAAGAAUAUGAGCCUGGAUAGGUUUAUUUAGGAUGGCAGAAGAUUGUCAAAUUAGCUCCUCUAGAGAAGUGAGUAAGAUACUAGACAAAAUCAUUUAGUUUUCUUGUUAAAAAUAGCUUUCUUCUUGGGUUUUUUUAAAAAACUCUUUAGUCUGGUCUACACCCUUGAGAUUUCCUUUUCCUCAGAGAGAUACUGCCCAGUCCAACCCUGCUUAGCUUUUCUUAGAUAGCAGAUGGCAGAACCUAGUCCAAUUCAGCUAUGACAAAUUAGAUCAUAAAUGUGAGCUUUUUAAAAGCAUCCAUACACAUUGCUUAAAUAAAUUUGUAGCUUUUGUUCAUGGUGGAAUCACACAAAUGUCAUCUAUCAUUUUGGGAGUCAUGCUACUACAAAGUUUAAGAAUUGCUGGUUAUUAUUAGAUUUCAUAUCCUUUAGUCUUCAUUUUUACAAGUCAUCAAUGUGGUGUGUAUAAUGUUCUGUCUGCUUUUUUUCCGUACAACAAUCCUGGAGGUAGGCUGAGUUGAGAGAGAGUAAUAACUGUGUUAAAGACAUCCAGCAGACUUCCAUGCUGAAAGGUUUGGAAAUUCUGGUGUCUCGGUUUCUAGUUCAGCAUCUUAACUACUAUAAUAAAUUGACUCUCAUGAAGUGUGCACACGUACAUUAAAAUGUCUUCUUCCUGUCCUGCUAGCUUGGGAGUCUCAAUGCUGGAAAAAAAUCCACAAAAUAAAUUCUAAGAUGACAUUGUAUAAAUAAGGUCUGUGUUCUACAUACACCUGAAAAAAGAUUCUAUUGUGGGAUGUAAUUAAUUUAAUCUCAUUGAUUUAAUAUUUAAUUCAUUUCUGUUCCAAUCAAAUUUGUGCAGGCUAAAAUAUUUGUAGUAGUAAAGCAGUGAUCCAAAGGUGGAAUGACAAAGGGAGAAAGGAUUAUUUUUUAACUUUCAUGUUUACUUUAAAUACAAGUAUUUAACUAAUGGAUUAAGUUGGUGGAAGAAUAAACCACAGGAAUGACUUUUCAAAGGCUUAGGACAUAUAAGCUAGUUCAAAUAAUUUAUCUUCUUAAGAAGUUACCAUCCUUUUUCUAAAAAUCCAUCAUGAAACAUGUAGCAAGGCAUAUGGAUCUUAUUAGAAACAUUUGGAUUUUAGAGAGAAUAGAUCUUCGAAGAGGAGAUGGAAUUCUUUCAAAUGAGAAUAAAAAUUAAAAUAUUUAUAUUCUCCUUUUAGAAUACUAUUUAGAAGAGGAUUUAUUUAGAAGAAUAUUAUUUUGAUCAGUUUUCAUCUAGCUGAUUUCAGAAAGCAUCAGUUUGAGUAAGCUGCCAAAUAUUUUACAUCUUUUAAAGGGUCUUCAUAUUGUUGUUUAUAUUUUAUUGUUGUACUAUUCUUGUUGGGAUGAAUUAUAUUUGUUUCACACAUGUUUGUUCUAAUCCAAUUCAUUGAAUAAGCCAGAGUAUCUUGGUUAAUACAACAUUAUCAAAAAUCGUGGUUUACAAACCACAGUGGUUUGGCCCAUUUGUUACAUUAUGCUGGAAAAAACAUAUAGUGGCUUAACAUUAUAUGAGCACAGCCUAUAGCAAUUAAAUCUGCUUCACUUUUUUCUUCCUUGAAAGGAGGACAAAAUCUGCAGAAAUAUUAAAUCUAUCACCAAAAUGAGCCGAGGUGGCGCAGCAGUUAGAGUGCAGUACUGCAGGCCACUUUAGCUGACUGUGUUCAGCAGGUCAGCGGUUCAAAUCUCACCGGCUCAAGGUUGACUCAGCCUUCCAUCCUUCCGAGCUUCCUGCAGUCCAAGGGAUUCUUCCUCUCUCAUCCAGGUGAACGUCAAUCCAGCAUCCACCCAGCACCAUUAAUAACUUGCCCUGCUGAUUUGUUUGUAUGCAUCUGGAAAGUCAACUAUAUCUUGUGGUUUCCCCAAAUGAUGCUCUAAGGAUUAUGGACCAAAGCACUGCCAUGAAGGGUACAAGUCAACCUUCCCUCUUCUGGAUACGUCACCAUAAUUUAGCUAAGGGCCAUGAAUCAUGACACCAUCUUAUUUAUUAAAAUGCCUUGAAGUCUCUUUCUGCUGAAGUGAUGGUUUUUCCUGCAACGCUGACACCAGCUCAUCCUGUGUCAUUAAAUGCAACUUUUAUUGUCUAUGAACAUGCACAUGCCAAUAUUACCACUCCGUUGAUCUUGGUUCAUAAGGGCACAGCUCAGCUCCUGAAAUACCAUUUAGGUGCCAUGGUUACUACUGAGAUAGCUCCUUUGACAAUCAAUAGUACACCUGCCCUCCUGUUACAAGGCUUCACAAGCUUGAAUCUACCACUCCAGAUCAUUCUUUCUGCUGCCAUGAUAUUUAUUUUCCUUAUUUCUUUUGUUGGUAAUCUUGUCGUCUGCCUUAUGGUGUAUCAGAAGACUGCAAUGCGAUCUGCAAUUAACAUUCUUCUAGCUAGCUUGGCUUUUGCAGACAUGCUGCUAGCUGUGCUGAACAUGCCUUUUGCUCUGAUAACCAUCAUCACUACCCAGUGGAUUUUUGGGGAUGUCUUCUGCAGAGUCUCCGCCAUGUUCUUCUGGCUGUUUGUCAUCGAAGGAAUUGCCAUACUACUCAUCAUCAGCAUUGACAGAUUUCUUAUAAUAGUUCAAAGGCAGGACAAGCUGAAUCCUCGCCGAGCAAAAGUCCUCAUCGCUGCUUCAUGGCUCGUGGCCUUUGUUGUGGCUUUUCCACUCUCUGUGGGGAACCCCAGCCUACAGAUACCUUCCAAAGCACCUCAGUGUGUAUUUGGCUACACAACAGACCCUGGUUACCGCGCCUAUGUAGUGGUGGUGGUUUUGGUCUCCUUUUUCAUUCCAUUCCUCAUAAUGUUAUAUUCUUUUAUGGGCAUCCUCAAUACUGUACGGCACAAUGCGGUUCGUAUCCAUAGCCACCCGGAUAGCAUAUGCCUCAGUCAAGCUAGCAAGCUUGGUCUCAUGAGCCUUCAGAGACCCUUUCAGAUGAAUAUUGAUAUGAGCUUUAAAACUCGUGCCUUCACCACUAUAUUGAUUUUGUUCAUUGUCUUCAUAAUUUGCUGGGCCCCCUUCACCACCUACAGCCUUAUUGCUACAUUUAACAGCCACUUUUAUCACAAGCACAACUUUUUUGAGAUAAGCACCUGGCUCCUUUGGCUCUGCUACCUCAAGUCUGCUCUGAACCCACUCAUCUACUACUGGAGAAUCAAGAAAUUUCAUGAUGCGUGUUUAGACUUAGUGCCCAAGUACUUCAAGUUUUUGCCACAGCUACCUGGUCAAGCUAGAAGACGUAUCCGACCUAGUGCCGUAUACGUGUGCGGGGAGCACCGGUCAGUAGUGUAAGCCUCGUGGCAAAUGGACACUUAUUCUUUUCUGAUGUAUGCCUGUUUUAGUGGGGUUUUUUAAAUGGCCUCUUUAGCUGUCAGAUUUAUAAUUUUUAGAAUUCACAUUCAACUUGAAGAAGGAGAUAUUUCUUGGGCUUUUCUACCAGAAUGUAACUAUAUUAUAUUGUUGACCACCCACUAAAGAAGUUCUGUAUACAUGGGGAAGGAAUUGUGUGUACAGGGCAAAGCUUUCUUUUGCAGUGACUUUUGCUGCUGAAAGAGAUUGGUUGAAAUGCCAUUUUUCUCUUCCACAGACAGGAGCUGCAAAAUGCAAGCUUCAAAGAAUCCCUCUACCAUUUGCACAUUUAUUCCCUCCAUGUAUAUGUAGCUCUUUAUGGAUUGUUUGCCACUGCCUCCCUGGUUCUGUGGUAGAAAGGAAAACGCAUUUUGGAUGUACAUCAGGUGAUCUUAAAACACUGCUAACAUUUCGUUUCAUUGUAGAUGUUGUUAACGCUGCUAUUUUAUGGUACAUUUAGAUGAAUACUUAAUAGGCUUUUUUUUUCUUCAAGCAAUGUUGCUGCAUAGAUGAGCCAAAAUGUUUGCAUUUAAUUAAUUAUUUGCAAGAGUUGCGGUAACAUUAAGGGAAAAAACCACAUUCAUGCACUUUAAACAGAACUGGGUGGAGGGAAGUGAGGGGGGGUGAAGAAAGAUUUGGUAACCUUUUACAUUUUUGUUUCUUUCUGUGAGGUUCUUAAUUCUUCACCAGCUUUGCAGUGUUUCAGAAUGAUGCUAUAACAUACUUUGUUUUCAGAACUAUUUUAUAGUCCUUUUUGAGUUUACUUGAACGUCAGAAGUAUGUAGUGCAAAUUUAUUUAGAUGAAGACACUUAAGUAACACAUUACAAUCCAGAACAAUUAAAGUGCUUUAAAUCCUUCUAAAGCCAAAAGGAAUUAAACUGAAUUCCAGUUAUUUAAAACACA
Crotalus tigris (Tiger rattlesnake) is the source of this 4808-nucleotide messenger RNA. RefSeq names its product G protein-coupled receptor 63 (gene GPR63). Gene Ontology annotation, molecular function: G protein-coupled receptor activity. The transcript is spliced from 3 exons. Gene Ontology annotation, cellular component: membrane. Bases 2591 to 3847 code for a protein of 418 amino acids. The record is from RefSeq and is a predicted model, not a curated record. Gene Ontology annotation, biological process: G protein-coupled receptor signaling pathway. Lineage: Eukaryota; Metazoa; Chordata; Lepidosauria; Squamata; Viperidae.